CUGUUCUUGACUCAUCUCUCCUUAUCCUCUUUUAGCUCAUCCCCCAAUUCGACUUCCUGCAAGCUAUGGAGGCAUUUCAAGUUGAACGAAGUGCACCAACCUGGCGAUGUGGUCCUGGGCGGACUGUUUGAGGUGCACUUCACGUCCGUGUUCCCUGAGCAGGCGUUCACUUCGGAGCCACAGCAGCCCGUGUGCCAGGGAUUUGACAUGUUAGGCUUCAGGCACGUCAUGACCAUGGUCUUCGCUGUGGAUGAGAUCAACAGAAGCAAGGAGCUUUUGCCAGGCCUGACUCUGGGCUAUCGACUUUACGACAACUGCGGCGAACUUGUGGUCGGUUUCAGUGGAGGGUUGUCACUCGUUGGGGGGCAAGAGAAGCAAUUUGUGUUGCAGGACGACUGUGUGGGACCCCCUCCGGUGCUUGGAAUUGUGGGUGAUUCCUAUUCGACAUUUUCUAUCGCCACGUCCAUGGUGCUAGGUUUAUACAGAAUGCCUAUUGUGAGCUACUUUUCUACUUGUUCCUGUCUGAGCAACCGGAAACGCUUCCCAUCAUUCUUCAGAACCAUCCCAAAUGACGACUUCCAGGUGCGAGCUUUGAUUCAGAUCCUGAAACACUUCGGUUGGACCUGGGCCGGUCUGCUGGUGACAGGUGACGAUUACGGAGUAGGUGUGGCUCGCGCCUUCCAGCACCAGCUGGCUGAGUCUGGCGGCGGCUGUCUGGCCUACCUGGAAGUCCUUCCCUGGGACAACGACACACCCGACCUUCAGAGGAUUGUGAACUUAAUGAGGACAUCAACAGCCCGCGUUGUCAUGGUGUUUGCACACGAGACCCACAUGCUGCAUCUGUUGGAUGAGGUUGAAAAGCAGAAUGUGACAGGCCUGCAGUGGAUAGCCAGUGAAGCCUGGUCUGCAGCCACAGUGCUGCAAACACCCCGUCUCUUGUACUACCUGAGGGGCACAGUGGGCAUCACUAUCCGUAGAGGAGAAAUACCGGGACUCCGCGACUUCCUCUCACAAAUACGCCCUGACAAACAUGAUGAUAGUGAAUACAGUCUGGUGAAAAAAUUCUGGGAAAACACAUUUCACUGUCGGUUCGCACCACUGGAAACGGGGGAAGUAACAUGCACAGGAAACGAAAACCUUACGAAUGUGGGGACAGAUUUUUUGGAUGUUUCGAAUCUCAGACCGGAGUAUAAUAUUUAUAAGGCAGUUUACGCACUUGCCCACGCUCUACAUGACCUGCUGCAGUGCGUACCUGGGAGAGGGCCUUUCGGGGGUCACAGUUGUGCUACUUUGCAGGGACUAGAGCCAUGGCAGCUUCUACAUUAUUUGCAAAAGGUCAAUUUUACCACAACUUUUGGUGACCAAGUGUCAUUUGACGACACUGGUGAUGCAGUACGGAUAUACGAUGUCACAAACUGGCAAACACUGCCUGAUGGCCAAAUUAAGAUUCAGCAUGUUGGGGAUGUUAAGGAAUCAGCACUAAAAGGCGAAGAGCUCACACUUCAUGAUGAUAAAAUUGUCUGGGGAUUUGGAUCCAAAACGCCUCCUCAGUCUGUGUGCAGUGAGAGUUGUCCUCCAGGUUCUCGCAUGGCCAGAAAGAAAAGUCAACCUGUGUGUUGCUUUGACUGCAUCCUUUGCUCCGAGGGCAAGAUCAGCAACAUGACAAACUCCAUGGAGUGCUCGAGCUGUCCAGAAGAUUUCUGGUCAAGUCCUCAGCGUGACCGUUGUGUGCCAAAGAAAAGAGAGUUCCUCUCCUACCACGAACCCCUCGGCAUCUGUUUGACAAGCUUCUCUUUACUAGGCACUUUAAUCUGCGCUGUUGUUCUGGGGAUUUUUAUUUAUAAUCGCAGCACGCCCAUUGUGCGGGCCAACAAUUCCGAACUCAGUUUCUUGCUCUUAAUGUCACUCAAGCUCUGCUUCCUCUGUUCACUUCUCUUCAUUGGUCACCCGAGGUUGUGGACGUGUCAGUUGAGGCACGCAGCGUUUGGCAUCAGCUUUGUACUUUGCGUGUCCUGCAUAUUGGUUAAAACUAUGGUCGUUCUGGCUGUGUUCAGGGCCUCCAAACCAGGAGGGGGAGCCAGUCUCAAGUGGUUUGGAGCCAUGCAGCAGCGAGGCACAAUUAUGGCUCUGACUUGCAUUCAGGCUGUAGUCUGCAUUGCUUGGAUUGUCUCUGCCUCACCAAAUCCUCAUAAAAACAUGAAUUACUACAAAGACAAGAUCGUUUAUGAGUGUGACAUCGGGUCCACGCUCGGUUUUGCGGUGCUAUUAGGCUAUAUUGCUUUACUGGCUAUCCUCAGCUUCCUUCUAGCAUUCAUGGUAAGAAAUCUCCCUGAUAACUUCAACGAGGCUAAACUGAUUACAUUCAGUAUGUUAAUAUUCGGUGCAGUGUGGGUCGCAUUUAUCCCUGCUUACAUCAACUCUCCGGGAAAUUACGCGGACGCAGUUGAGGUCUUUGCCAUCCUGGCCUCUAGCUUUGGCCUCUUGGUGGCGCUGUUUGGACCAAAAUGCUACAUAAUACUUCUGAGACCAGAGAGGAACACCAAGAAAGCCAUCAUGGGGCGAGGCACAGACAAGUCUCACAAGCACAUUUAG
Molecule: messenger RNA, 2592 nt
Organism: Corythoichthys intestinalis (scribbled pipefish)
Lineage: Eukaryota; Metazoa; Chordata; Actinopteri; Syngnathiformes; Syngnathidae
Product: extracellular calcium-sensing receptor-like
Exons: 9
Coding region: 208-2592 (794 amino acids)
Biological process (GO): G protein-coupled receptor signaling pathway
Cellular component (GO): plasma membrane
Molecular function (GO): G protein-coupled receptor activity
Source: RefSeq, a predicted model, not a curated record